AUGGCUGGACGCGAUUCGAAGAUUGAACUGGCUGAGGACUGUGAGAGGUGCCUGUACCCGACCUCCAUACCCCCAAAGGCUUAUCUCGAGAAGCCCGGCGUCAACGGCAUUGGCGUUGUGCAUCUUGACCCGGAAAACGACAGGCAACUUAUUGUCCAUAGUGAGAAGCGAGGCAGCGAACGACCCUGCGCCGGCCACAAAAGUGAGACACAGUUGUCGGUCUUUGUUCGUGUCCUGCACUGCGCCGGUCGUAGUUCCGCCAAUAAUCAUGCCGCUGGUAACGAGUCCAAACUUAUCAGCAUUUUCCAUCGCUUCAUCACGACGUUCUCGUAA
This is a messenger RNA of Fusarium graminearum PH-1, 333 nucleotides long. RefSeq lists its product as uncharacterized. Bases 1 to 333 code for a protein of 110 amino acids. The transcript has a single exon. Lineage: Eukaryota; Fungi; Ascomycota; Sordariomycetes; Hypocreales; Nectriaceae. The record is from RefSeq and is a predicted model, not a curated record.